CCCCCCCCCCCCCCCCCCCCCCCUCAACUGUCUCUCACGCCCAUUGGACGGAUAAAAUCUCUCUCUCUCUCUCUCUCUAACUCUCAGCUCACUCGUCGCUCUCUCCGCUGGAGACGACUCGCCGGAGGCCGAGAAUGGUUCACCCCAUAGCCGAGGCCAAGGAGAACAGCCUAUUUGGCUCGCUGACGGCGGAGGAGUUCUACGCCCGCCACUCGGUCAGUCAUGGCUCCGAGUUCAUCACCAACUCUCGGGGGAUGAAGCUUUUCACGCAGUGGUGGACCCCACUCCCCCCGGCGGAGCCCAUCGGCAUCGUUGCGAUGGUCCAUGGCUACACCGGUGAGUCCAGCUGGUUCAUCCAGCUCACCGCCAUCCUCUUCGCCGAGUCGGGCUUCGCCGUCUGCGCACUCGACCACCAGGGGCACGGCCACUCCGACGGCCUCAUCGCCCACAUACCGGACAUCAACCUCGUCGUCGACGACUGCAUCUCAUUCUUCGACUCCUUCCGCGCCCGCCACCGCCCGGGGCUCCCUGCGUUCCUCUAUGCCGAGUCCCUCGGCGGCGCGAUCUCCCUCUACAUCACGCUCAGGCAGAAGGGGAAGUGGGACGGGCUGGUCCUGAACGGAGCCAUGUGUGGGAUCAGCGACAAGUUCAAGCCGCCGUGGCCGCUCGAGCACUUGCUCUUCAUCGCCGCCGCCCUGAUCCCGACCUGGCGCGUGGUGCCGACGCGGGGGACCAUCCCGGACGUGUCGUUCAAGGUGGAGUGGAAGCGGAAGCUGGCCCUGGCGAGCCCGAAGAGGACCGUGGCGAGGCCGCGGGCAGCCACAGCAAACGAGCUUCUGAGGGUGUGCAGGGAGCUGCAAGGGAGGUUCGAGGAGGUGGAGGUGCCCUUCAUCAUCGUGCACGGGGAGGGCGACGUGGUGUGCGACCCGGAGUGCGUCAAGGAGCUGUACUCGCGCGCCUCGAGUACGGACAAGACCAUGAGGAUCUACCCGGGGAUGUGGCAUCAGCUGCUCGGCGAGCCGGAGGAGAGCGUCGAGAAGGUGUUCGGGGAAGUGGUUGACUGGCUGAGAUCGAGGGCCGAGCGGGCGGCUGCUGAUGGUGGGCGUAGGGAUUAGGAGCCGGCCGCCGGCGCGUGGGGUUGGGCCAUGGAUUAAAUGGAGGGCGGCGCGUAACAAUAAAUGUACAAAAGUUAAAUAAAAUAUAUAUUAAAUAAAUGAUCUACCGAAAAAAAAAUGUAUUAAAUAAAUGUUAUUGUGAUGUGAAGACAAGUUAUUUAGGCUAUUAGCUAAAUUUGGAUUUCUCAGGUUGCGUAUGGCUCGUGAAAUAUUAGAUUAUAAGGAAUAUUAGAUUACUGAGAAAAUAAACUUUGGAACGUCAGAUUGCCAUGAA
Punica granatum (pomegranate) is the source of this 1389-nucleotide messenger RNA. The record is from RefSeq and is a predicted model, not a curated record. NCBI's taxonomy places the organism in Eukaryota, Viridiplantae, Streptophyta, Magnoliopsida, Myrtales, Lythraceae.